Messenger RNA from Pisolithus orientalis, 903 nucleotides. RefSeq lists its product as uncharacterized. The coding region runs from base 1 to 903 and encodes 300 amino acids. Lineage: Eukaryota; Fungi; Basidiomycota; Agaricomycetes; Boletales; Pisolithaceae. The record is from RefSeq and is a predicted model, not a curated record. The transcript is spliced from 5 exons.
AUGUCUGCUAAUCAUCUUCCCAGGCUUUCCCAGCUCAUUCACAUGGCUACCCCUGAACUGGCUGAAGUGGAGAAGGCUAUGCUGAGGGAGCAGUUUGUCACUGCUUCUACAGCUUUGGUCACUGAGGCUAGGUGCCUCCUGGAUGACGAGGAACUGUGGGAGGAAAAGGUGUUGUGGAUGCACUGGUGGGAGAAGAGAACAGCUGAGGGCUUUCCCAUUGUUGAACAUGGUCAGGCACUGGGGGUCAACUUGAGGAUCAAUGCAGUGGAUGGGCCAAUCAUGGCAGAGGCUGAUGAGGCCUACAAGAGGUGGGCCACAGAGGAGGUUGCCAUGGCAGUGCAUGGAGGGGUUGACAAGGAUGUGCAAAUGGGAGAGGAGGCCAUGCAGGAGGUUGGCAAGCAGGGAGUGAGCACAGAGGUGCCAGCUGCAACAGUGAAGAUGUCACAUGUGGAGGUGUCCCAACCUGUACAAAAGUGGUCUUGGCAGAUGGUCAUGGAGAGCAAGGAUGAGGCUGAGACACCCAAGGUCAUGGUUCUGCUGGGGUCCAUCCUUCACAAGGAGCCUUGCAUGAGAUGCACAUGCAUCAAGCAGGGUUGUGAGAAAUCCACAAAGGCUGGAAGGAAGGCACAGGUCUGGGGCCAACAGCUUGUAGUGCAGACCUUGAGGGCUCCUAAGGCUGGCUCAUCCAAGAAGGUGGCCAAUGAUGAUGACAAUGUCAAUGUUGAAGUGGUUGAAAGCCACUCACACACAAAGGGAAAGGCCUCAGUGCAUGGUGGGCUCAACAGCAAGGUCACAGCAGACCUGUUGCAGGCUGAGGCUGCAGAGUCACAAGACAUAUACCUGUGCCUUCAAGUUCACAUUGACCAGCUUGCAGAGGUGCUGGAGAAAAUAGGGGUUGAAUAG